Carya illinoinensis is the source of this 1710-nucleotide messenger RNA. RefSeq names its product GTPase-activating protein GYP1-like. The record is from RefSeq and is a predicted model, not a curated record. The transcript is spliced from 10 exons. Gene Ontology annotation, molecular function: GTPase activator activity. The coding region runs from base 85 to 1446 and encodes 453 amino acids. Lineage: Eukaryota; Viridiplantae; Streptophyta; Magnoliopsida; Fagales; Juglandaceae. Gene Ontology annotation, biological process: activation of GTPase activity.
AAUAAAAAGAGAAGAGAGCGAGAAAAAGGAAAACAAACCAGCACAAGCACAGAGAAAAGCGGGGUUUUGCCAUUGCCAACGACCAUGAUGAACAACACCAACCGUGACAGCGAAGAAAAUCAGCGGAAGAAAGAGAGCACUGUAACGAGCUUAUUAGACUCGAGAUUCAACCAGACCCUAAAAAAUGUUCAAGGGUUGCUCAAAGGCCGCAGUAUACCUGGUAAAAUUUUGCUAACUAGAAGGUCAGAUCCAAGCUUACAAGAACUGUCUCCAGAGUAUGAAAGGAGCUCCUCAUUCAAGGAUGCUGGCUCAAGUGAUCGUGUGACCAAGGAAGUAGAGGAAGAAGUCCAGAUUACAAGCAAUGCAAAUAAGAACACAAAUGUCAAUAAGUUGAAAACAUCAACCUCAAAUAUUGAAAAUACAUCCAAAGAAGUUCAGAAGUCCACUAUGGGUGCUAGAGCUACAGAUUCUACGAGAGUUAUGAAGUUCACAAAGGUGCUCUCAGGGACAACGGUCGUAUUAGAGAAUUUGCGGGAGUUAGCUUGGAGUGGAGUACCAGAUUAUAUGCGCCCAGAUGUAUGGAGGCUACUCUUAGGAUAUGCACCACCUAAUUCAGAUAGAAAGGAGGGAGUUCUAAGAAGAAAGCGCCUUGAGUAUCUCGACUUUGUUUCUCGGUAUUAUGAUAUUCCAGAUACUGACAGAUCAGAUGAUGAGAUCAACAUGCUUCGCCAGAUUGCUGUUGAUUGUCCACGAACUGUACCUGAUGUUACUUUCUUCCACGAACCACAAGUUCAGAAAUCCUUGGAGCGCAUCCUUUAUACAUGGGCCAUUCGGCAUCCUGCAAGUGGAUAUGUUCAGGGAAUAAAUGAUCUAGCUACACCCUUCCUAGUUGUUUUCUUGUCAGAAUACUUGGAAGGGGGGAUGGAUAACUGGUCAGUCUGUAAUUUAUCUCCAGAAAAAAUCUCUAACAUAGAGGCUGAUUGCUAUUGGUGUCUAUCGAAAUUGCUUGAUGGGAUGCAAGACCAUUACACAUUUGCUCAACCUGGAAUUCAAAGGCUUGUGUUUAAACUGAAAGAGUUGGUUAGGCGGAUUGAUGAACCUGUUUCAAGACACGUGGAGGAGCAAGGGCUGGAAUUUCUUCAAUUUGCUUUCCGCUGGUUCAACUGUCUUCUAAUACGUGAGAUACCUUUCCAUCUCGUGACUCGCUUGUGGGACACAUAUCUUGCAGAAGGAGAUGCACUGCCAGAGUUCCUUGUGUACAUUUUUGCCAGUUUUCUUUUAACGUGGUCAGAUAAGCUCCAGAUGCUUGAUUUCCAGGAAUUGGUGAUGUUCCUUCAACACCUUCCAACACAAAAAUGGACUCACGCAGAGCUUGAGAUGGUGCUUUCGAGAGCCUUCAUGUGGCACAGUAUGUUCAACAACUCUCCCAGCCACUUAGCUAGCUAGAAAGGAAUUUUUGAUAUUCGCUAUUUACGGUCAGAUUGGAAUUUUGUUAUUUUCAUGAUUCCAUCACCUUUUCUUCGUAUUGUAUCUACAAAUGUUCUCUCCCCGCCCCACAAAAAAAAAACAAGCAUAUGUAUUCGUUUUGUAGAUUUGCUUUGAUCGGAGAAAAAAAAAGGAAAAAAGAUAAUUUCUUUGGUUGUAUGACACUUAACAUUUCGUGAAUGGACACGAGAGGAAUCUGCAUCCUAUCUAUUCAUUUUUUGUUUA